Aureobasidium pullulans EXF-150 is the source of this 948-nucleotide messenger RNA. RefSeq lists its product as uncharacterized. The record is from RefSeq and is a predicted model, not a curated record. The transcript has a single exon. The coding region runs from base 1 to 948 and encodes 315 amino acids. NCBI's taxonomy places the organism in Eukaryota, Fungi, Ascomycota, Dothideomycetes, Dothideales, Saccotheciaceae.
AUGUCCAAAUCCAAAAAAGCUCUCACAACAAGAGAUGUACCUCCUCAAUUCCUCGAGGCCGCGUUCAUGGUCGGCCAUGUUCCUCAAAUGGCAUUGCAGUCCGACCCACGCGUUUCUUACUCCCUCUACGUUCCACCUGGCCCUUACAAGUCGCUUGCGGCAAAUGAAGAGGACAACACCACAGAACUGCCAAUUCUAGUCAACAUCCACGGCACUCGAAGGAAUUUAUCUGCCAUCUAUGGCGAUCUGAAGACCUUUGCGGACUCGACACCGUGCGCUAUCCUGCAGCCUCUGUUUCCAGCCGGCAUCGAGGGACCGAAUGACUUGGACUCGUACAAGAAGCUCAAGUCCAAGACUUUGCGCUCAGACCUCGCUUUGCUGUCUAUGCUAGACGAAGUUGCAACCCGCUGGCCACAUAUUGAAACGACAAAGAUAUUCCUUAUGGGAUUUUCUGGCGGUGGUCAAUUUGCCCAGCGCUUUCUUUAUAUCUACCCAGAACGACUUGCAGCUGUUAGUAUCGGGGCUCCGGGGAAGGUGACACUACUGGAUGGCCAACAGACAUGGCCGAAAGGAGUCAAGGAUGUUCAGGAUGUGUUCAGUCGGCCAGUUGAUUUGGACACGAUCAAAGCUGUGAACAUUCACAUGGUUGUUGGAAGCAAAGAUACAACAGCCCAUGGUGGCAACGACUUCAAAGAAUGGCAAGCAGGAAAGAAGAGCAAGAGUGGGAACGUUGCUCCCGACGGAGAAGCCGCGCUUACUGGCAAUAUCGAAAGCUCUGAUGGAAAAGGAAGACUGGGCACAUUGCAGCAUAUUCAGGAGCUCUGGAAGACCAAUGGUAUCCACGCUCAUCUCGAUAUCGUAGAUGGAGUGGGUCAUUCUGCCGACGGUGUUCGAAGCUGUGUGUUGGACUAUCUCAGGCCUCUCAUACAGAGACCCAGCGGCUCAUAA